GUCAGUCAAUGUGGGACGGAGUUUUGUCUGUUUGUUGGUAGAGAAGGCGGGGAGAGUGGGUCGUUGACUUGACACAGGGGUUGCUUUAAUAUAGUUUUGUAAGCAAAAAAGCCAAGUAUGGCGUCAGGUGAAACACUGUAUAUUGAAACCGACGGCUCUGAGAUGCCGGCCGAGAUUGUGGAGUUGCACGAAAUUGAAGUUGAGACCAUCGAGACUACAGUGGUCGGCGAAGACGACGACGAGCACCAGCCGAUGAUCGCACUGCAGCCUCUGAUUACGGACGAUCCUAACCAUGUUAACCAUCAGGAGGUUAUUUUGGUGCAAACUCGAGAAGAGGUCGUGGGCUGCGAUGAUUCCGAACUCCACGGAGACGACAGUUUUGAGGACCAGAUCCUCAUUCCCGUGCCUGUUCCGGUGGCAGAAGAGGAGUAUAUCGAGCAGACUUUAGUUACCGUGUCUGGCAAGAACCCGUCUGGUCGGAUGAAGAAAGGUGGAGGCGGCGGGAAAAGAGUGAUCAAAAAGAGCUUCCUAAACUCCGCUGAGGCGAGCGGAAGAAAAUGGGAACAGAAGCAAGUGCAGAUAAAAACAUUGGAGGGGGAGUUUUCCGUCACUAUGUGGGCAUCGGAUGAUAAAAAGGAUGUUGAUCAUGAGACUGUGGUGGAGGAGCAGAUUAUUGGUGAAAACUCCCCUCCUGACUACUCGGAAUACAUGACAGGAAAGAAACUGCCCCCUGGUGGUAUACCUGGCAUUGACCUGUCAGACCCCAAACAGCUGGCAGAAUUUGCAAGAAUGAAACCAAGGAAAAUAAAGGAGGAUGACUCUCCGAGAACGAUAGCAUGCCCCCACAAAGGUUGCACAAAAAUGUUCAGAGACAACUCUGCAAUGAGGAAGCACCUGCACACCCAUGGGCCACGGGUUCACGUCUGCGCCGAAUGUGGGAAAGCGUUUGUGGAAAGUUCCAAGCUUAAACGACAUCAGUUGGUACACACUGGCGAAAAGCCUUUCCAGUGUACUUUCGAAGGUUGCGGUAAACGCUUUUCAUUGGACUUUAACUUGCGCACCCACGUCCGAAUUCACACUGGAGACAGACCCUACGUUUGCCCAUUCGACGGCUGUAACAAGAAGUUCGCUCAGUCCACCAACCUGAAAUCUCAUAUUUUGACACACGCAAAAGCUAAAAACAAUCAGUGAGUAAAGUUCGCUAAAGACUUGACCUGACAGCAGCUUCCCGAGCUCCAAAACCCACUUUGUAUGUUGUUUCUAAAAGCAUUUUUCUAAGAGAAUCUCAGUGCACAUUUUGAUGGGAUUAAAAUGUGAAUGAGGACCCCACACCCAACUAUCCCAUCACCGUCGUAUGGUAUAGACCAGAAAUAAUUGCCGAACUUCCCAGUUAAGAGAGUUUCUUCUUUCGAAGAUGUGAUUGUCAAUCGUGGACCCUCAUUCACGUACGAGAUGCUCAUUCUCCUGAGCCCAAAGAAUCUGUGUGUCUAUUUCUACCCGUUUGCAAAGACAAAGACUGCUUUUUAGAUGUCUUCGAAGUGUGCAUAUUGUACACUUUUAGAGCAUAGAGUGUGUGUGCGUGUGUUGUCCCCGAGACUUAAAACCUGUGAAUGCUUUUCUUCAUGGAGAAUAAAAUGCAGUUCAGCUUUUUUCAAUGUAAAUAGAGCUUUUCUUUGUGAGAGCUAUCCUGUGCAGGUAUCUCAUUUUGUAUACCUGAUCUGUACAAAUGUUUUGAAAUCAUGUAGAUAAUAGAGAUGUUGAUUAGAUAAUUGUGUUUAACCAAUUAAAACCGUUUUAUCCAGCUUCAGGAAAUACUACAUACACAUGCCUUCUUUUGUAAUACAAUAACAAUCUUCUCAGUAUGUGAAAAUAUACUUUUCCUUUAAAUACUUUAAUUUAUUAAAUGAGAUGGAAUAAAGUUAAACUCCCCUG
Molecule: messenger RNA, 1932 nt
Organism: Misgurnus anguillicaudatus (oriental weatherfish)
Lineage: Eukaryota; Metazoa; Chordata; Actinopteri; Cypriniformes; Cobitidae
Source: RefSeq, a predicted model, not a curated record